Papaver somniferum (opium poppy) is the source of this 4577-nucleotide messenger RNA. RefSeq names its product pleiotropic drug resistance protein 2-like. Gene Ontology annotation, cellular component: membrane. The record is from RefSeq and is a predicted model, not a curated record. The transcript has 19 exons. Gene Ontology annotation, molecular function: ATP hydrolysis activity; ABC-type transporter activity; ATP binding. Bases 45 to 4529 code for a protein of 1494 amino acids. NCBI's taxonomy places the organism in Eukaryota, Viridiplantae, Streptophyta, Magnoliopsida, Ranunculales, Papaveraceae.
UCAGAGAGAGGCUGUACAUUUGAUUUGUGAGAAAGGGUUGAUCAAUGGGGGAAGAGAAUGGUAAUAUAGGAAGGUCAAAUAGUAAUAGACGAGGAAGUUGGAACACACCAAGUUUCAGUGAAGCAUGGAGUUCUCAUAAUCAACCAGAUGUUUUUCAAGAAGGGAAUACAAGUAGUAGAAGAGAAGAUUACGAAGAAGAAGAGUUGAAAUGGGCUGCUUUAGAAAGGCUUUCAACUGAUAAAACAGUACAAGCUACGGAUACUAAUGGAGAAAUUGAUAUUACAAAAUUAAGACCCCGAGAUAAGAAACUUAUGGAAAGUAUUCUCAAGGUUGUGGAAGAAGAUAAUGAACGGUUUCUUCGUCGGCUCAGGGAUCGCACUGAUCGGGUUGGGAUUGAGAUUCCUAAGAUUGAAGUUCGAUUCGAAAAUCUAUCGAUUGAAGCAGAUGCUUACGUUGGAAGCAGGGCACUUCCUACUUUGCUCAAUUCCACCUUGAAUGCAGUUGAGGCAUUUUUAGGACUAGUUUGGCUAGUGCCAUCAAAGAGGCGGAUAAACAAGAUACUCCGAAACGUGAGUGGAAUAGUUAGACCAUCAAGGAUGACACUGCUACUUGGACCUCCAGGCUCUGGGAAAACAACAUUGUUGCAAGCGCUUUCGGGGAAGCAUGAUAUGGAGCUUAGGGUAUCUGGGAAAAUUACAUACUGCGGACAUAAGUUUACAGAAUUUGUCCCCCAGAGAACAUGUGCUUAUAUCAGCCAAGAUGAUCUUCACCAUGGAGAGAUGACAGUUAGAGAAACAUUAGAUUUUUCUGGGCGUUGCUUGGGUGUUGGAACUAGAUAUGAAAUUCUAGCAGAACUGUCUAAGCGUGAGCAAGAAACAGGAAUAGAACCUGAUCCUCAGAUUGAUGCAUUCAUGAAAGCUACUGCAAUGGGAGGCCAGAAAACUAGUCUAGUUACAGAUUAUGUAGUCAAGAUCCUUGGACUAGACAUUUGCGAGGAUAUUAUGGUGGGUAACGAUAUGAUUAGGGGAAUUUCAGGUGGGCAAAAGAAACGUCUGACGACAGGAGAGAUGUUAGCCGGACCAGCAAAAGCCUUGUUUAUGGAUGAAAUAUCAACUGGGCUUGACAGUUCUACAACAUUCCAGAUCGUUAGAUGCAUGAGACAGAUGGUUCAUAUUAUGGAUGUAACCAUGAUCAUCUCUCUUCUGCAACCUGCUCCUGAGACAUUCGAACUUUUUGAUGAUAUCAUUUUACUUUCAGAAGGUCAUAUCGUCUAUCAAGGUCCACGAGAGAAUAUUCUUGAGUUCUUCGAACAUAUGGGUUUCAAAUGUCCAGAAAGAAAAGGAAUUGCAGAUUAUCUGCAGGAGGUUACAUCCAGGAAAGACCAAGAACAAUACUGGUUUGACAAGAACCAACCUUACAGAUAUGUUUCACCAUCUGAUUUUGUAUACUCAUACCAUUUGUUUCACCUUGGUCAAGAGCUACAAAGUAGUCUUAGUGCUCCUUACAAUAAAAAAAAAUCCCAUCCAGCUGCAUUGGUGACAGAGAAGUAUGGUAUCUCUAACUGGGAACUCUUUAAGGCAUGUUUCUCGAGGGAGUGGUUGCUCAUGAAGCGGAACUCAUUUAUAUACGUGUUCAAAACUAUGCAGAUCACAAUCAUGUCGCUGAUCACAAUGACAGUGUUCUUGAGAACAGAAAUGAAGCAUAGUCAAAUUUCUGAUGGAGGAAAGUAUUAUGGAGCAUUGUUUUUUAGUUUGAUUAAUGUGAUUUUUAAUGGGAUGGGUGAGAUGGCAAUGACGGUUAGCAGGCUUCCGGUUUUCUUCAAGCAGAGGGAUUUCCUAUUCUAUCCUGCGUGGGCAUUUGGAUUACCUAUUUGGCUCCUUAGAGUUCCGGUCUCAGCACUGGAAUCGGGAAUCUGGGUCAUUCUUACCUACUAUACAAUUGGGUUUGCCCCUGAUAUAACCAGGUUCUUCCGCCAGUUUUUGGCGUUCUUCUGUGUGCAUCAAAUGGCUCUCAGUCUCUUUCGGUUCAUUGCUGCAGCUGGAAGAACUAUGGUCAUUGCUAACACUAUGGGUACCUUUACCAUGCUUGUUGUUUUUGUGCUUGGAGGGUUCAUUAUAUCCAAAGAUGACAUUCCGCCAUGGAUGAUAUGGGGCUAUUAUGUCUCUCCAAUGAUGUAUGGACAGAAUGCAAUAGCCAUCAAUGAAUUUCUUGAUGACAGAUGGAACAUGCCCAUCAAUGACCCUGCUCACCCUAACAGUUCUGACACAACAGUCGGAAAAAUGCUUCUGAAGUCCAGAGGAAUGUUUGCACAAGAAUACUGGUAUUGGAUAAGUAUUGGAGCAUUAGUCGGAUUUUCUCUUCUCUUUAACGUGUGCUUCCUUGCGGCAUUGACAUAUUUGACACCUUCAGUUGAUUCUAGAACUACCAUGGGGGAAAGUGAGGAGGUGAAGAGCAACCAGAAGUUAUCCUCUACUGGGAAACAGAAAUUGACUUCCCCAGAAAUCAGUUCAGUAUCUGUUGAAGGUGUUGACAUGGCAGUAAAAAAGGUUCCACAUACUAGGAACUCAAGUAUUGGCGUGGCAGACCACUCACCUCGAAGAGGAAUGGUUUUACCUUUCCAGCCUCUUUCGAUUUCAUUCAAUCACAUCAAUUACAGUGUCGAUAUGCCAGCAGAAAUGAAGAAACAAGGAAUAGAAGAGAACCGCCUGCAAUUGCUACGAGAUGUUAGUGGUGCAUUUAGACCAGGUAUUCUAACAGCAUUAGUCGGCGUCAGUGGUGCAGGAAAGACCACGCUUAUGGAUGUGCUUGCAGGAAGAAAGACUGGUGGCUACAUUGAAGGAACAAUUAAUAUAUCUGGUUAUCCUAAAAUUCAAGAAACAUUUGCUAGAGUUAGCGGUUACUGUGAACAGAAUGAUAUUCACUCACCGAACGUUACUGUUUAUGAAUCCAUCUUGUAUUCAGCCUGGUUACGACUUUCUCCGGAAGUAAAAAGGGAAAAACGACAGAUGUUUGUUGAGGAAGUUAUGGAGUUGGUUGAGCUUGAUCCUGUAAGGAAUGCCAUAGUCGGUCUUCCAGGAGUUAAUGGCCUGUCGACUGAGCAAAGGAAGAGGCUCACUGUAGCUGUAGAGUUAGUUGCUAACCCAUCCAUCAUCUUCAUGGAUGAGCCAACAUCAGGCCUUGAUGCUAGAGCUGCAGCCAUUGUUAUGCGGACAGUGAGAAAUACAGUUGACACAGGAAGAACAGUUGUUUGCACAAUUCACCAACCGAGUGUAGAUAUUUUUGAAGCUUUUGACGAGUUACUGUCGAUGAAAAGAGGAGGACAAGUAAUCUAUGGUGGACCUCUUGGUCGCCACUCCCACAAGCUUAUAGAAUACUUUGAAUCCAUUUCAGGGGUUCCGAAGAUCAAAGAUGGUUACAAUCCUGCUACGUGGAUGUUGGAAGUUACCGCACCUUCAGUUGAGACUCAACUCAAAGUAGAUUUUGCACAAGCUUAUGCCAAUUCAACUCUUUAUCAAAGGACUCAAGAACUUAUCAAUGAGCUAAGUUCUCCAGUACCAGGUUCUGAAGAUCUUCAUUUCCCUACCAAAUACUCGCAGGGUUUUCCUACUCAAUGCAUUGCUUGUUUCCGGAAACAACACUGGUCAUACUGGAGGAACCCACAAUACAACUCCGUUCGAUUCCUGAUGACAUUUAUGUUUGGUUUUCUAUUUGGUGUUAUCUUUUGGGACAAAGGCAGACAAACGGGCAAACAACAGGACCUGCUCAAUCUAUUGGGGGCUAUGUAUGCUGCUGUUAUGUUCCUUGGAGCCACCAAUGCAUCAUCAGUGCAGUCUGUUGUGUCAAUUGAGAGAACAGUCUUUUAUCGCGAGAGAGCAGCAGGAAUGUAUUCAUCACUAGCAUAUGCAUUUUCUCAGGUAAUAGAGAUUUUUACGAUUUUCUUCUUGCACAGUAAUCAACAUAAAAGAAACUUACGGCGUUCUUUCAUAUCUGUUGUUCUCCAGGUGGCAAUUGAGAUUAUUUAUGUGGCGAUUCAAACACUUGUUUAUACUCUUCUCAUAUACUCGAUGAUCGGAUUCGAAUGGCAACUGCAUAAAUUCAUAUGGUUCUACUACUUCAUAUUCAUGUGCUUCGUCUAUUUCACUAUGUGUGGAAUGAUGAUGGUAGCACUUACUCCAGGGUACCAAAUGGCUGCCAUUGUUAUGUCGUUUAUCUACACCUUAUGGAAUUUGUUUGCAGGCUUCCUUAUUCCUAGACCGCAAAUACCUGUAUGGUGGAGAUGGUACUACUGGGCUUCUCCAGUUUCAUGGACACUCUACGGCCUUGUGACAUCUCAAGUGGGCGACAAGAAUACCCCUCUUGAGAUACCAGGACAGGCAGAAAAAAUAAUGUUACAAGAUUUUUUGAAGGAUAACCUUGGCUUUGAAUAUAACUUCUUAGGGUAUGUUGCGUUGGGACACCUCGGAUUCGUUCUCCUAUUCUUUUUUGUGUUUGCAUACGGUAUCAAAUUUUUGAACUUCCAGAGACGAUAGUUGAUAGUUAGAAGUUACAACCAAAUUCAUCUUAUAUUUACUUGUAAA